AUAGGGCUGCCUGCUAGUGCAGUGCAGUGAUCGGCGAGGGAGGCUGGCGGCGGCGGUGCUGCUGCUGGCGGCGGGGAGAAGGGAACAUUUAAACACUUUUAUUUUUCCGGCGUUCUUCCGCCGCCCGGCUGGGAGUGGGGCUGCCGAGCCCCUCCGCGGAGCUGAGCCGGUGCGUGGGCCGGGCAGAGGCUUUGGAAGGCACAACAAAGUGGCGAGUGGGCUCCGUCUCGGCUUUCCAUUCCCCCUCUGGUUUCCUGCGGGUGCAGCAUGAAGUGCAGCUAUGGCAAGGCGAGGUAAGACAGUGGUGAGGACGCUGGAAGAUUUGACCCUGGAUUCUGGUUAUGGUGGUGCUGCGGACUCAGUCCGGUCCUCCAACUUGUCCCUGUGCUGUUCGGAUUCCCACCCGGCUUACCCCUAUGGAGGAAACUGCUGGCAGCAUCUAGCUGACUCCAUGCACAGUAGGCACAACAGCUUUGACACUGUCAACACGGUCCUAGUGGAAGACUCCGAGGUGCUGGACUGCUCGGGGCAGCAGUGCUCCAGGCUGCUGCCUGACCUUGAGGAGGUCCCUUGGACUCUGGAGGAGGUGGAGGCGCUGCUCCUGCUGCGGCACAGGGAGCCCCGCGGGCCGGCGGCCACCCCCGCUAGCCCUGCCAGAGAUGCCCUGGCCAAGCUCUCCACCUUGGUCAGCCGGGCGCUGGUCCGGAUCGCCAAGGAGGCUCAGCGGCUGAGCCUGCGGUUUGCCAAAUGCACCAAGUACGAGAUCCAGAGCGCCAUGGAGAUCGUCCUGGACUGGACGCUGGCCUCCGGCUGCACGGCGGCCGCCCUGGGCGCCCUCUCCCUCUACAACAUGAGCAGCAGCGGCGGGGACCGCUUCAGCCGGGGCAAAUCCACCCGCUGCGGGCUCACCUUCUCGGUGGGCAAGUUCUACCGCUGGAUGGUGGACAGCCGGGUGGCCGUUCGCAUCCACGAGCACGCCGCCAUCUACCUGACCGCCUGCCUGGAGAACCUCUUCCGAGACAUCUACGGGCGGGUGAUGGCGGGGGGCAGCGCCUCGGCCCACCCGCACCCCAACCGGGGCUCGGGCUCCGGCUCGGCCGCCGCCGCUGGCGCGGAGAAGGACAAGGAGAGCGGCGGCGAAGCGCCCAAGUUUACGGUGGAGUCUCUGGAGCAGACGGUCAACAACGACGCGGAGCUGUGGGGCUUGCUGCAGCCCUACCAGCACCUCAUCUGCGGGAAGAACGCCAGCGGUGUUCUCUGCCUGCCAGACAGUCUGAACCUUCACAAAGACCAACAAAGGUCAAAUAAGCCAGGCGAAGUACAGAUGUUUAGCCAAUCGGAGUUAAGGACCAUAGAGCAAUCCUUGCUCGCUACCCGGGUGGGAAGCAUUGCCGAACUCAGUGAUCUGGUGUCUCGAGCAAUGCAUCACCUCCAGCCACUCAACUCAAAGCAGCAUGGCAACGGCACUCCAAUGCACCACAAGCAGGGAUCGCUAUACUGGGAACCCGAGGCGUUGUACACACUCUGUUAUUUUAUGCAUUGUCCACAAAUGGAAUGGGAAAACCCUAAUGUUGAGCCUUCAAAAGUCACACUGCAGAUUGAAAGGCCAUUCAUAGUGCUGCCACCCCUGAUGGAAUGGAUAAGGGUUGCUUUGGCUCAUGCAGGGCACCGUCGCAGUUUCUCUGUGGACAGUGAUGAUGUACGGCAAGCAGCAAGGCUCUUACUACCUGGAGUUGACUGUGAACCUCGACAGUUAAAAAUCGACGACUGCUUCUGUGCUUCUCGAAAACUGGACGCGGUAGCCACAGAAGCUAAAUUCAAGCAGGAUCUGGGAUUCCGAAUGCUGAACUGCGGCCGAACGGAUCUAGUUAAACAGGCCAUAUCUUUGCUGGGGCCAGAUGGAAUUAACAGCAUGAGUGAACAGGGCAUGACUCCACUGAUGUAUGCUUGUGUCAGGGGUGAUGAGGCUAUGGUGCAGAUGCUACUAGAUGCUGGAGCAGAUUUGAAUGUUGAGGUUGUCAGUACUGCUCAUAAAUAUCCAUCCGUCCACCCCGAGACCCGCCAUUGGACAGCUCUGACAUUUGCUGUGUUGCAUGGACAUAUUCCUGUAGUUCAGCUAUUGCUGGAUGCUGGAGCAAAGGUAGAAGGUUCUUUAGAGCAAGGAGAGGAAAAUUACUCGGAAACUCCUUUGCAACUGGCAGCAGCUGCUGGAAAUUUUGAACUGGUGACUUUGCUGUUGGAGCGAGGUGCUGACCCCAUGAUAGGAACAAUGUACAGAAAUGGAAUUUCCAUGACUCCACAAGGUGACAUGAACUCUUUCAGUCAGGCUGCUGCACAUGGACACAGGAAUGUGUUUCGUAAGCUGCUUGCUCAGCCAGAGAAAGAGAAGAGUGAUAUUCUGUCCCUGGAGGAAAUACUGGCUGAGGGAACUGACUUGGCAGAUGCUGCACCAGCUCCUUUGUGCGCCAGCCGCAACAGCAAGGCCAAACUGAAAGCACUGAAAGAAGCCAUGUACCACAGCGCCGAGCAUGGAUAUGUGGAUGUCACUAUUGACAUAAGGAGCAUAGGAGUUCCAUGGACGCUACAUACAUGGUUGGAGUCUUUGCGAACUUCCUUUCAGCAGCACAGAAGGCCUCUCAUCCAAUGCUUGUUAAAGGAAUUUAAAUCCAUUCAGGAGGAAGAGUACACUGAGGAGCUCAUCACACAUGGGUUGCCUUUGAUGUUUGAGAUACUGAAAGCAAGUAAGAAUGAAGUGAUAAGUCAGCAACUGUCUGUCAUUUUCACUCAUUGCUAUGGACCUUAUCCUAUUCCAAAGCUUGUUGAAAUCAAACGAAAGCAGACCUCUCGUUUAGAUCCCCAUUUUCUUAACAAUAAAGAGAUGUCAGAUGUUACAUUUCUGGUGGAAGGAAGACCAUUUUAUGCACAUCGAGUGUUACUAUUUACUGCAUCCCCAAGGUUUAAAGCGCUGCUAUCUAGCAAACCCUCAGCUGAGAACACUUGUAUUGAGAUCAGCUAUGUGAAGUACCCCAUAUUUCAGCUGGUUAUGCAGUAUCUUUACUAUGGCGGUGCAGAAUCACUCCUAAUUAAGAAUAAUGAAAUAAUGGAGCUUCUCUCUGCUGCUAAAUUCUUCCAGCUUGAAGCUUUGCAACGACACUGUGAGAUCAUCUGUGCAAAAAGUAUAAACACAGAAAGUUGUGUGGAUAUUUAUAAUCAUGCCAAGUUUCUCGGAGUCACAGAACUAUCCUCCUAUUGUGAAGGCUACUUUCUAAAAAAUAUGAUGGUCCUCAUUGAAAAUGAAGCUUUCAAACAGCUGUUGUAUGACAAGAAUGGAGACACGUCUGGUCAGAAUGUACUACAAGACUUACAGAGGACGUUGGCGACACGGAUUCAGUCAAUUCAUUUGUCUUCUUCAAAGGGCUCCGUUGUAUAAAGUUCAGGAAGGAGAUCGCGCUCAGAAAAGACACUGCGAGUUCAGGCUCCUGUUGCAGUUGCUUAAAUGAACAUACAAAAUUCUACUUCACAUUGGAAUAUUUUUUUUUUGUUGGCCAAAGGUGCUGCUUUUAGGCUGCAGCCUCACUUAGAUGAGGGAAUACUGUACAUGUGGCUCCUACCCAUUUUUGAGAAACAAGGAUAUAGCACUAUUCUGUGAAUUACUGUUAUGUUCAAUUCUGAACGCAAAAGUGUGGUCUUGGAGCUAAUGCCAACAAAAGCCAGAACUCACCAAUGAACAGCAGAAGCCUCUGCCUGAACAAAGAUGCCAUGGACCACUUAAAAUGACAAAUGGGUUAUUUAAGGUUAUUCUGCUCCACCAUGUUAUACAUUUAAGAACUGUACUGUACCUAUCCCAGAGUCCAUUCUAUUGUGCAUUUAAGAAACAUAAGAUUUGUUAGUUGCUGUUUCAUAAGGGUCAACUGUGUUAGAGAGUUGGUAAGACUGUUAUAAAUGAGGAAAUAUACUGGCAAAUUUUUAGGGGUGGGAACUUUUUAAAAUUGUUCAUAACAAAUGGGGUGGCCUUGUAGUUUAAAAUCUAUUUCUUAAGCUUAAAAAUUCAUUUUUGACAGAGUUGUGUUUGCGAAUCUAUGUAACAUGUUUUGUUUUUUAAAGGCACACUGUGUAAAUACUGUAUACAUAUGAGCAGGUUUUGCUUGUAUUCUUUCCUAAGGUGGUAUAAUCUUGCCUAAAUGGUUAUGGUUACACCAAAGAGGUAUAUUACCAAGACAAUAUCUAAUACAGUAGUUGGGGAAUAAAAAUCUGCAUGCUAAUUGUGAUUUGGGGUUAAAAACAAUAACAAACUCAACAUGCAUUUGCAUGGUAACUGUACCUGUGAAAUGUUAUGUUUGUGCUUUGUUUUGCCAAGACUGCUUGUCAAACUCCAUUUGUGAAAUUAGCAUAUUUACUUUUUUUUCUUGGUGCAAAUGGUAGUGAGAUGAUUCCCACAGAGACUUGUUGGAAGAUGCUGAUUUCUGUUUGUUACAUGGAAGAGUUAAGAUCAGCCUUUAUUCUAGUAACAUGUCAAUAUUUCGCUACUGGCCAGAGAUUGUGACUAAGUUAGACUUUUUUAAAUUAUUAUUAAAUAUGUACUAUAGAAUAAUUUCUUACUGUAUCCUCUGAAUGUAUAGAUUAUCUACAAUGGAGGUGUUCAAUGUCAGGGCUCAAUUUAUUUUGCAGCAUACUGUUAGCAAGAGAGAUCUGUUAAGUGCCACAAUUUUCCAGACAUCUUGUACUUGAUGAUACCUUUCACGAAUCGGUUGAUUUAAAACAUAGGGAAGACCUCAGUAAAGAUUAGGAGAAAGGCGCUACCUUUUCAGUGGCAAAAUUACAUGUAUUUCUUUUCUAGCAUGCUUUUUGAAACUGUGCCCGGUUCACAGAUUUUUAGAAGCUUUAAUUUGACAGUGCAUGGUAACUUCUUGUUCUUUUGUUAGAGUAUUUAUGUCCGGUGCUAUUUCAUGUUUAUAGCUUUUGGAAUGCUCAGAAAACACAGUCUUUGCAUUAGUUACCAACAUGAUAGGAAACUGUUUUAUUGUUCUGAUCUGUAAAUCCUCCCGUAUGCUUGAUCAUUUUAAAGCCUAUACAGUAUCUGCAACAAAUUACAAAAUUGUCUAAACUACCAUUAAUGUCUCAGAGACACAGCAUGUCAGCCUAACAAUGAAUUAUCAGACAAUUUGUUUCUGCAUAUGAUAUGCCAUAUAAGAUGUUGUCUAGAUCAUUUAGCUACUGGCGACUUACUUUUCUGUGAAUGUUGCAAUGCU
Messenger RNA from Terrapene triunguis (Three-toed box turtle), 5249 nucleotides. RefSeq names its product BTB domain containing 11 (gene ABTB3). Gene Ontology annotation, molecular function: protein heterodimerization activity. The record is from RefSeq and is a predicted model, not a curated record. The coding region runs from base 281 to 3430 and encodes 1049 amino acids. Lineage: Eukaryota; Metazoa; Chordata; Testudines; Emydidae. The transcript is spliced from 17 exons.